Erinaceus europaeus (western European hedgehog) is the source of this 4105-nucleotide messenger RNA. It is a transcript of the gene WDHD1, whose product is annotated as WD repeat and HMG-box DNA binding protein 1. NCBI's taxonomy places the organism in Eukaryota, Metazoa, Chordata, Mammalia, Eulipotyphla, Erinaceidae. Gene Ontology annotation, biological process: DNA-templated DNA replication; mitotic cell cycle; DNA repair. The coding region runs from base 157 to 3552 and encodes 1131 amino acids. Gene Ontology annotation, molecular function: chromatin binding; protein binding. The transcript is spliced from 26 exons. Gene Ontology annotation, cellular component: nuclear replication fork. The record is from RefSeq and is a predicted model, not a curated record.
CGUCGGGUGUGGGCGGGCCGACGCAGGCGCAGUGUGGCGGGCAGGACUGGGCGCGGGAACCUGCGCGGUGAGCCGACGCCGAGUGGUACUCUCCAAGCCGACUUGGUUUCUGUUGUGGGCGCUUUGGAACUUUGGUAGGUGAAGGUGAAGGAAAAGAUGCCUGCCACACAAAAGCCGAUAAGAUAUGGGCAUACAGAGGGACACACAGAUGUCUGCUUUGAUGAAUCUGGAAGUUGUAUUGUGACUUGUGGAAGUGAUGGUGAUGUGAGGAUUUGGGAAGAUUUAGAUGAUGAUGAUCCUAAGUCCAUUAAUGUUGGAGAAAAGGCAUAUUCAUGUGCUUUGAAGAAUGGAAAAUUGGUCACUGCCGUAUCCAACAACACUAUUCAAGUUCACACAUUUCCUGAUGGAGUUCCAGAUGGCAUACUGACUCGCUUCACCACAAAUGCAAACCAUGUGAUCUUUAAUGAGGAUGGUACAAAAAUUGCUGCUGGAUCCAGUGAUUUUCUAGUUAAAGUUGUAGAUGUGAUGAAUUGCAGCCAACAAAAAACAUUUCGAGGACAUGAUGCACCUGUUCUAAGUCUUUCCUUUGAUCCCAAGGACAUCUUUCUGGCUUCAGCUAGUUGUGAUGGAUCUGUCCGAGUGUGGCAAAUUUCCCAUCAGACAUGUUCUAUUAGUUGGCCACUGUUGCAAAAGUGCAAUGAUGUGAUAAAUGCAAAGUCAAUUUGCAGGCUUGCUUGGCAGCCAAGAAGUGGGAAGUUACUGGCAAUUCCUGUGGAAAAAUCUGUUAAGUUAUAUAGAAGAGAAACUUGGAGUAAUCAGUUUGAUCUUUCAGAUAAUUUCAUUUCUCAGGCCCUGAAUGUAGUAACCUGGUCUCCUUGUGGGCAAUAUUUAGCUGCAGGAAGUAUUAAUGGUUUAAUUAUGGUUUGGAAUGUUGAAACCAAAGAUUGUAUAGAAAGGGUGAAACAUGAAAAAGGUUAUGCAAUUUGUGGCCUGGCAUGGCAUCCUACUUGUGGCCAAAUAGCUUAUACUGAUGCAGAAGGAAAUCUAGGACUUUUGGAGAAUGUUUGUGACUCCAAUGGGAAGAUGUCAAGUAGUAAGGUUUCUAGCAAAGUGGAAAAUGAUUACAAUGAUCUUUUUGAUGGAGAUGAUACAAGUAAUCCCGGUGAUUUUCUAAGUGACAGUGCAGUUGAGACCCCUUCAUUUUCAAAAGUGGUUAUAAAUGAUGAAGAGGAUGAUGAUGACCUCAUGAUGGCUACAGGUCAUCCUAGACAGCGAAGCCACAUCCUGGAAGAUGAUGAGAACUCAGUUGAUGUUACAAUGCUAAAAACUGGGUCAGGUCUUCUCAGAGAAGAUGAGGAAGAUGAGCAGACAGGAAACAUUCGAAGCCUACCUCUUCUAACAUCUCAGAGGCCACUAUAUGAUGGCCCUAUGCCAACUCCCCGGCAAAAACCAUUCCAGUCGGGUUCUACACCUUCACAUCUCACUCACAGAUUCAUGGUGUGGAACUCUAUUGGAAUUAUUCGCUGCUAUAAUGAUGAACAAGACAAUGCCAUAGAUGUGGAGUUCCAUGAUACCUCCAUACACCAUGCAACACACCUAUCAAACACCAUGAAUUACACAGUAGCUGAUCUUUCCCAUGAAGCUAUUUUGUUAGGAUGUGAAAGUACUGAUGAACUAACAAGCAAACUUCACUGCCUGCAUUUUAGUUCUUGGGAUUCCAGCAAAGAGUGGAUAGUAGACAUGCCUCAGGAUGAGGAUAUUGUAGCCAUCUGCCUUGGUCAUGGAUGGGCUGCUGCUGCCACUAGUGUCUUGCUCCUUCGCCUGUUUACCAUUGGAGGGGCUCAGAAAGAGAUCUUCAGCCUACCUGGGCCUGUGGUGUCAAUGGCCGGACAUGGAGAGCAGCUUUUCAUUGUUUAUCACAGAGGUACAGGAUUUGAUGGUGAUCAGUGCCUAGGAGUUCAACUGCUUGAGCUGGGAAAGAAGAAAAAACAAAUUUUGCAUGGUGACCCUCUUCCUCUUACAAGGAAGUCUUACCUUGUAUGGGUUGGAUUUUCAGCUGAAGGUACCCCCUGUUAUGUGGACUCAGAAGGCAUCGUUCGAAUGUUGAACAGAGGGUUUGGUAAUACCUGGACUCCUGUGUGUAAUACAAGAGAACACUGCAAAGGAAAGUCUGAUCACUACUGGGUAGUUGGUAUCCGUGAAAAUCCCCAGCAACUGAGGUGCAUCCCAUGUAAAGGUUCUCGAUUUCCUCCCACCCUCCCACGCCCUGCUGUAGCUGUAUUGUCCUUCAAGCUUCCUUAUUGUCAGACUGCAACUGAGAAAGGACAGAUGGAGGAGCAAUUUUGGCGUUCAGUUAUGUUUCACAACUACCUUGAUUAUUUCGCUAAAAAUGGUUAUGAAUAUGAUGAAAACAUGAAAAAUCAGGCAAUGAAAGAACAACAGGAACUCUUAAUGAAAAUGUUUGCGCUUUCUUGUAAACUGGAACGGGAAUUUCGUUGUGUGGAACUUGCUGAUCUAAUGACUCAACAUGCUGUGAAUCUAGCAAUUAAAUAUGCAUCCCGUUCUCGGAGAUUAAUAUUGGCUCAAAAACUCAGUGAGCUGGCUGUUGAGAAGGCAACAGAAUUGGCAGUAAUCCAAGCAGAAGAGGAGGAAGAGGAAGAAGAGGACUUUAGAAAAAGGUUGAAUGCUGGUUAUAGCAAUACCACUACAGAGUGGAGCCAGGCAAGACAUAAAAAUCAAGUUGAAGUUGAUGCAGAAGAUACCAGAGAAACUGAUGAUAUGGAAGAAAAAACAGAAAGAUAUAAGCAUGGACAAAGCCCAUUUCCCAAACGUACAGAUUCCUGUGACGUGCCAGCUGCUAAGUCAGGUGCAGUUACCUCUAGCAACCAAGGACGAGUAAACCCCUUCAAGGUAUUAGCCAGCUCCAAAGAGCCAGCCACUUCGAUGAAUUCAGGGCGUUCAACUAAUAUUUUAGACAAUAUGAACAAAUCAUCCAAGAAGUCUACUGCACUUCAUCGAGCUACAAAUAAUGAGAAUUCUCCAGUUAUAAAACCUCUUAUUCCAAAGCCAAAGUCUAAGCAGACAUCUGCAGCAUCCUAUUUCCAAAAAAGAAGUUCCCAAACUGAUAAGACUGAGGAAAUAAAAGAAGACGAUUCUAAAAAUUUGUCAUCUGAAACACCUGCUUUGAGUCCUCAAAACACUGAAAAUCAAAGGCCAAAGACUGGGUUCCAAAUGUGGCUAGAAGAAAACAGAAGUAAUAUUUUGUCUGACAAUCCCGACAUUUCAGAUGAAGCAGACAUAAUAAAGGAAGGAAUGAUUCGAUUUAGAGUAUUACCUAUUGAAGAAAGAAAGGCAUGGACCACCAAGGCCAAAGGAGGAACUGAAAGUGAUGGAACUGAAGCAAAGAAGCGUAAACGUGUGAUAGAUGAAAGUCAUGAAUCUGAAGACCAAAAUGAAAAAGCAAAGGAGAAUCUGAAUUUGCCUAAAAAGCAGAAACCUUCAAAUCUAGCUAUGAGUCAGAAACUGUCCGCUUUUGCAUUUAAACAGGAGUAGAUGAAAACCAUGACCUUUAAGAAGUGGUUUUUUGUUUUGCUUUGUUUUGUUUUUACUUUAAUGAAACUGGACUUAAAAAAAAAUAAUCUUUAGGAAGCUCGUAUUUGUAAAAGUUUAAGGACAGCUGUUUGUCUUUACAAGAUAACAUCGCAAUUAUAUUAGUAUAAGGAGCAGGAAAUGUGCAAAAAAAUACCAUUUCUGCAGAUUGUUCUGCUUUCAAAGGAGGAUCAUUCACAAUAUUGUUGUGGUCACUAACUUGGAAUCACUGACCUGUCCUAAUGGAAGUUAGAUUUUGUUUCUUACUGUCAGUUCGAAGAGCCAAGGGCUUAAAAUCUUGAAGCACUGAGUUACCUUCUAGGAGUUUCCUUGUUUAGUAUAUGUUAUGUACUGAAAAGUACUAUCAUCUUCCUCUUCCCAAGUGUGUUAUAGACUGAUCUCUCUAUGUCUAUACUGACUGCCAGGGACUGUGUUUUUCAAUAUGGACCCUAAAUAUUAAUUUUAUUAUAAAACUUACAUAUGACUUUCAAUUGUCUGUUCAUAUAGUCUUUUUUUU